AUGAAAUCUUUUUGGAAUAAUCUAGGUUACCAGGGUGUUGGUAUUGUUGAGGCUAAUGGUCAUAGUGGGGGUAUCUGGGUUUUAUGUUCAAAUUCAAAUAUUUCUGUGAGAGUAUUGGAUGUAGUUGAUCAAUGUAUCAGUUUUGAAAUCACUAUGGGCAAUACAUCUAGUUACUGCAGUGCGGUGUAUGCUAAUCCGCAUAUACAUCGGCGUAAAGAACUGUGGGGUGACUUGACAAGGAUUGCUAAUAUGAUCCACGGACCUUGGAUUGUGUUAGGGGACUUUAAUGAUGUUCUGUGGCAGAGUGAAGUUAGAGGGGGGCAGUUUAGACUUGCCAGAGCAGAACAAUUUGCGGAAAUAUUAGAGGAUUGUGGGCUGUUUGAUAUGGGGGCUAUUGGGAGAAGAUUCACUUGGUACAGGAAGGUGAAAGGUGGGGUGCAGGUGGCUAAGAAGCUUGAUAGAGCAGUCAUCAACCAGGACUGGCGACUAAUGUUUCCGGAGGCUUAUACUGAGGUGCUGGCGCGCCUUCACUCUGAUCAUUGCCCAUUGUUCACUAGGUGA
Molecule: messenger RNA, 561 nt
Organism: Arachis duranensis
Lineage: Eukaryota; Viridiplantae; Streptophyta; Magnoliopsida; Fabales; Fabaceae
Exons: 1
Coding region: 1-561 (186 amino acids)
Molecular function (GO): catalytic activity
Source: RefSeq, a predicted model, not a curated record